GGUGUGUAUUUGCUUGUAGACACCAAUUUUCAUAACUUGAGAAUCAUUUGAAUUGGAUUAAUUGAAUGUUGAAAAGAAUCAAAAGUUAAAAGACUCAAUUUUUUUCUCUAGCAAUAUUAGAAGGCCAGCUAUAUCUACGAUUUAAAAUAAACGUAAAGGACGAACCUAAAACUUAAAAUAAUAGUAAAGAGGAAACAUAUGAUUAAACUUAAAUAAAAUAGCAGUCAUAUAAAAUAGUAGUCAAAUAAAAUACACUCAACUACAAAGAAAUAGGAGCCGCCUGAACGAGACCGCUGCUUCCUAGCUAAUUCCUAUUUAAAACACUUCCCCACUUACAAUUGCAUUAAUAAACAUUGACACAAACACAAGUCUCAAACAAAAUCUGAAACAACAUAGUCACCCAUUUUUUUUUUAACAUUGAACUAAGAAUAUGUCUGCCAUCACUGCAAUCCAUGUUGAGAACAUUGAAUUCCCGGCGGUGAUUACUUCUCCGGUGACCGGUAAGUCAUAUUUUCUUGGUGGUGCAGGGGAGAGAGGUUUGACUAUUGAAGGAAACUUCAUCAAGUUCACUGCCAUAGGAGUAUAUUUGGAAGAUGUAGCAGUGGCUUCACUUGCCUCUAAAUGGAAGGGUAAAUCCUCUGAAGAGUUACUUGAGACCCUUGACUUCUACAGAGACAUCAUUUCAGGCCCCUUUGAAAAGUUGAUUAGAGGCUCAAAGAUUAGGGAAUUGAGUGGUCCUGAGUACUCAAGGAAGGUUACAGAAAACUGUGUGGCACACUUAAAAUCUGUUGGGACUUAUGGAGAUGCAGAAGUUGAAGCAAUGGAAAAAUUUGUUGAAGCCUUCAAGCCUAUUAAUUUUCCACCUGGUGCCUCUGUUUUUUACAGGCAAUCACCUGAUGGAAUAUUAGGGCUUAGUUUCUCUCAAGACGCAAGUAUACCAGAAAAGGAGGCUGCAGUUAUAGAGAACAAGGCAGCUUCAUCGGCAGUGUUAGAGACUAUGAUUGGUGAACAUGCUGUUUCACCUGAUUUAAAGCGUUGUUUGGCUGCAAGAUUACCUGCCUUGUUGAACGAGGGUACUUUCAAGAUUGAAAACUGAUUAUUAUCAUCUCCAAAAUCGUUGCAGCACAAGAUCGUUGAGUUGAGAGCAUUUACUUUAUGUCUACACAUCUUUAACUUUUGUAUCUCUCUUUUUACCUUCUUAUCAAUAAUACUAUGGAACGAAGCGAAAAGAAAUGAAAUGAAAUAUCUCACUUUCUACUCUUA
Molecule: messenger RNA, 1263 nt
Organism: Trifolium pratense (red clover)
Lineage: Eukaryota; Viridiplantae; Streptophyta; Magnoliopsida; Fabales; Fabaceae
Product: chalcone--flavanone isomerase 2
Exons: 3
Coding region: 431-1096 (221 amino acids)
Biological process (GO): flavonoid biosynthetic process
Molecular function (GO): chalcone isomerase activity
Source: RefSeq, a predicted model, not a curated record